Molecule: messenger RNA, 2553 nt
Organism: Hyaloperonospora brassicae
Lineage: Eukaryota; Oomycota; Peronosporomycetes; Peronosporales; Peronosporaceae
Source: the annotation of a GenBank genome assembly
AUGGACUCGAAGGGCCGUCCCGAGCACUCUCCUUCCCCUCAACUUUGUUCCCCUGACGCGGACGAACAAAGCGCUGAACGUCUCACUGGCGACAGUGUAUCGGAUACCGAAAUCCCACGUCGGCGCUGGUGCCGCACGUCGUUCCAGUCAUCCGAUGUCGACGCGAUGCCGUGGCUCGGGUGGCUGUUCGUCUACGCUUUCGCCCUCUUCUUCUUUUCCAUCAGUCGGUGUCUCGCUCUACCGGCGCUGCUCGACAUGUACGGAAGCCCGAAGGACAACACUGUGGUGGUCAAAGUGUUGGCGCUGAGCGUUGGCUUCCUGGAAGACGUCGUCUGUGCCACUUAUUUUGCAACGGCACUGUGGCUCUUUGACACGGUCCGACGCUCGUUGGCAAAGCGCGCUUGGGCAUCGAAUGGAAUGGCAAUCAAAAUGGCUGGAGCAACAACAGCGUUUGUGGUCUCGUGGCUGUUGUGUUUCGCUGCGGUGGCCCCACCCGUCGUGGACCUGAUGCUCGUCCUGUACAAGCAUAUGAGGUUCUCGUUUGGCUUGUCGGCUACUUUGUUUCGAGAGAGAGACAAUCUCAAAGCUGCUCCGAUUUCUACCCAGGAAGUCUACGCGGCUUACGGGACUGCGGGGUUCCUCGUUGUCAUCGCCACCUUCUUUGCGCUUGUGCGUGUGCUAAGUAGCUGGGCUGACCUAGCAAUGUGGAAUCCGACGCACCUUCUGCAAGCGCCAGUGCGUUUCAUGAACUCGAAAGCCAGUGAGAAGACUGCAGUAGCGAAAUCGGCACGGGGCGUGAAGUAUGAAGUGGUGGCUCUAGAGGAUGGACGUCUUGAUAGCCCUGCCGAUGCAGAGACCACCGAAACCGUCUCGCCAUCGAGUGGUGAAAACGUGCAACGAAGAGCUAAGUGCUACUAUGCUCUGCGAGCUACUACCGUUGUCGUGGGACUUGUGGUUCUCCCGUCGAUGGUAAUGGUACUUUGUAGUGCGUGCUCCCCUCUCGUCGCAUAUGUAGCGCUAAAUGCAACGCUGAACGAGCUGUUUAGACAGGCGUUUCAGCCUUCCCUCCAAUACGUGGAGCCUGCAAGUGUCAAUGUCGAUCAGCCGUGGACAGAGAAAUACAUCGAUGCCACCGAGCUGCAUGAGCUUUACGGAAACAACACAUUGUACCGACGCACUUCGGGCUUCCAAGGUGACCUGGCGUUCAACGUCAGUGUCGAUGCCGCCGAUCCGCCGAACGUGCUGAUCAUUGCAGUCGAGUCGUUUCGGUUUCGCGAUUCGCGCUAUCUCGUGGGCGAAGAGGACCCGUCGGGCUUGUUCAAGGGCACAAACAUGACGAUCACUCCGAACUUUGAUCGAUGGGCAAGACGCGGCGUGGCGCUACGCAAUAUUUGGUCGAGUCGUCCCACAAGUCGCUCGUUGGAAAGUAUCCUGUUUGCACAGGUCCCUUACCAAAGCAAUUUUAAGACUGGCAUUACUGGAGGAAGGAAGGACACGAAGCUCUCAGGCAUGCCGCAGCUGUUUGUCGAGAAAGGGUAUGAGACGUUUUUCACCACAGGCUCUUCCAUCUCCCUGGACAGCUGGGCCAUCUUUCUUCCGAGCCAUGGCUUUGGUACCGUGUGGGAAGUCACGAAAAUGAAAGCGUUGGCAGAGCAAAAGCUCGGUAUCCGUCACGGUGACUGGAAUGGUGCAGAGACUCGAGCACUGCGCUGGGGUGUACAUGACGAUGUCAGUUUUAAGCUUCUGGGCGACUUGUUUGUGGAAAAGAAGCAAGAACAGAGAGAGAGGUUGGCCCGAGGAGAGCCAAAGAAGCCUUUGUUUUUGACACACUACACUAUCUCGAGCCACGAUCCGUACGAGUCAUGGCCAAAAUGGUAUGAGGAUGCCGACAAGCCUGAUUUUUCCAAGUUCUACGAAGGAGAGAAGCAUGCCAACCAAAUCGAGAGGUACAUGAAGGUGAGGUACUUUACCGACAUGGAAUUGGGUAAAUUCAUGGACCGUAUGGAGACGGAGGGUAUACUCAACGACACUAUCGUUGUCAUCGUUGGGGACCACGGUCAAGGACCUGAGGGUGAUUUUGCAAAAAAAAUGGAGGAGUCGAUGACACGCGUGCCAGCUGCAAUCAUUGCUGAAGGCCGACUGGGUCAUGAUGUGGGGACUGUGAUUGACGACACUGCAGAGCAUUACGACCUUCUCAAUACGCUUGCCGAUAUCACGGGAUUGCCAGAAGGAGGGUUGCAGCAAGAUGGCGUCGGGCGAUCUCUCAAACGCAAGUUUCUUACUGAUAAACGAGCAGUGUAUAGCAACGACCCUUCGCAAAAAAUGGCGAUUGUCCGCGGUCACCAGCGUCUCCGAUAUGACGAAGUUGGCGAGGUGAUGAUGCUGCACGACACCGAGACGGACUAUAACAUGACUACGGAUUUACUGCCAGGCCUGACUGCUGAGGAGCGGGCUGAAUGGAUCGCUAUGCGAGACGAUGGUCGUCGCAUUGCUGCUUACUACAACAAGCGCUGGGAUGGGGAUUGCUUGCUUGCUGUCGAUUGCAACCCCUGA